AGCGUUGACCAAUUUUAUAAAUCCUUAAAGCAACAAUAUCAAAAUCUAAGGACACUCAUAACUUCAACUAGAAGCUGAGUAAAAAAAGAACAAUUCAUUUGCUUCAAAAGUACUUAAUUGCUAUGGAAAUACCCACUUUCCCACUCAAUGGAUUUAUAAAAGAUAGAAGAAAAACCUGUGCUUGGCCAUAUCAAGUCUUUGGCUCACAUUGAAGAAACUCAGACGAUCAUGGGGAGAUUUAGCAGACAUGUCUCUAUCCUUCUUCUGGUGUUCAUGUCUGGUUUGUUGCAGAUACAUGGUGCCGAUACGUUAACUUGUUACAAGAGCAAGAGCCCGUGUCGUUUCAAGCAGAUGCGUUGCCCAGCAGAAUGCCCAUCAAAAUCACCAUCAAACCAUACUGAUAAAGUUUGUUACGUAAACUGUGAAUCGCCUGUAUGCAAAGCAGAGUGCAAAAGUUCAAAACCAAACUGUAACGGUCCCGGCUCGGCAUGCUUGGACCCCAGGUUCAUUGGUGCUGACGGUAUUGUGUUCUACUUCCAUGGAAAAAGCAAUGAACACUUCAGCUUGGUAUCUGAUCCCGAUCUGCAAAUUAAUGCACGGUUCAUUGGACUAAGGCCUGCAGGCAGAUCCAGGGACUUCACAUGGAUUCAAGCUCUUGGUUUCCUCUUCAAUUCUCACUCCUUUUCACUUGAGGCCAAACGAGCAGCAACUUGGGACAACAAAGUCGAUCACUUGAAAUUCAUGUACAACGGAAAAGAAGUAGUUAUACCAGAUGGUCAUCUCUCACAAUGGAAGUCCUCAGAAAGCAAUAUCAUCGUUCAAAGAACAUCAAACAGCAACAGUGUCUUGCUAACUCUCCCUGAGAUAGCAGAGAUAUCAGUUAAAGUUGUACCAAUUACUAAAGAAGAUGAUAGAAUUCAUAACUACAGGAUACCAAAAGAUGACUGUUUCGCUCACUUGGAAAUCCAGUUCAGAUUCCACGGCCUCUCGUCAAAGGUUGAAGGAGUGCUUGGGAGGACUUAUCAACCUGACUUCAUAAACCCUGCAAAGCCAGGAGUUGCAAUGCCUGUUGUAGGAGGUGACAAGGAGUACAGAACCUCAUCGCUCCUCUCUGCCGAUUGCAGUGCUUGUUUGUUUUCCUCUGCCAGAAUCUCAAACAAAGUAGACCCAAAGAUAAGGCAAUAUAGCUUCAUAGACUGCUCUGGAGGAAGCACGAGCGGAAAUGGAAUAGUUUGCAGAAAAUAAAACACAAUAACCAGAACAACUAAACAUUGAAUAACGAAGCUUUAGCUUCACAGUCUAAUAGUUUUCUCUCAUGGAGAAUUUGACUAGUUGUCUGUUGUGUGAAAGCGUUUCUACUUUUGGGUGAAUCCUGCAGUAUCUUAGUAUUCAGCUUUGUCAAGGAAGUGGUUUGUGUUUUUACCAAAUUCCAAUUCAAAUUGUUCCGAUUUCCAUUCAACACAAAUAAAUCUUGAAGUUUCUCACAUAACAAGUGAAUUAUCCGCCA
Messenger RNA from Cucumis melo (muskmelon), 1507 nucleotides. RefSeq lists its product as uncharacterized. The record is from RefSeq and is a predicted model, not a curated record. The transcript is spliced from 2 exons. Bases 229 to 1245 code for a protein of 338 amino acids. NCBI's taxonomy places the organism in Eukaryota, Viridiplantae, Streptophyta, Magnoliopsida, Cucurbitales, Cucurbitaceae.